AUUUUACGGCGCGUGCUUGCCUUAAACACUGUAAGCGCUGCUCGCUUGCUGUUCAGCCUAGGCCAUGAACACCCAGCAUGCAGCAGCGAUGCUCGCAGCAUUAUUGGUUGCAAGCACAAGCGCCCUGGACGCCGCAUAUGCCCCCGCGAAGCUGCAGUGGCAAGCAAAAGCCAGAGACACGACCGUGCUCCUCCUCACCGAGACCGAGGGCGCGCGACAAACGGCGCAGGCGAUGUGGCCCGUCGGCGCGGCCAUCGAGGCGCUCCUGAACGACAUUGAUGACGCUCAAGAAAUCAUCUGCUGCCUACCCUUCGCGACGGGCAAGGACUGCGCGACGUUUGGAUUACGACGGUACGAGAAGGGCGAGGCGUGGGCCCUGGGCUCCGCGGCCAACGUCGGGAGUUGCCGGGCGGCGGCCGAGGCGCUCGAUGGGAACCGCGACGGCGGCGCCUUCUCGCUGCGCUGCGCCGAGCUCGCCGUCGACGCGGAAGUUGAUAAAGGCAUCCUGAGCCUCGCCGGCUUCGCGUCCGAGGCGGCAUCUAAACCAGAGAAUGUGGAGGUGGUCGCGAACGCACUGGGCCUCGCCGAGGGGCAGGUCGCGUACGCGGCGGCGACGCCCGGCGACACGUUAGUGGUAGAGGUCGAGGACGAAACCGCGCUCGCCGCCGCGGAGGUCAUUGAUGGUUACCGGUGCGUUCUCGCGACCACUUCUGUUGAAGAGGGCUUCGCGGCGCGUUGUCUCAUUGGAGACGACGCGCUGACGGCGGCGGUGACGACGCUCGGUUUGUAUUGGACGGCACGGUCGGAGCUCGACGUCGGCCCGCCCUUGCGACUGUCGAUCGACGGCCAGGCGCUCUCGCUUACACUAUCGCCGCCGCCGAAGCCCAAGCUCGGCGGGCGGAAGCGGCGCAUGCUUCCCCGGCUGCCGAGCGUCGCCGUAUCGUUUAUUUAG
Pelagomonas calceolata is the source of this 952-nucleotide messenger RNA. The record is from the annotation of a GenBank genome assembly. Lineage: Eukaryota; Pelagophyceae; Pelagomonadales; Pelagomonadaceae.